AUUUGAAACACAUGAAACAAAACAUCCUCUCCUGGUCUUUUCUAUAGAGUGAAGCGCUGAUUGCAUUUUGAGUGUGAUCUCGAGUUUGUGCUUUCUCCUCUUCAAGUCAAGCAGACGUUGAGGAAGAUUCCUUCUCUCUCUCUCUUUACUGGUGUCAAAGGUCACAGACUUGUCAAGAUGGAAGCAGGAAACCUAGGACAAGUAGCCAAGCCUAACAUGGACCCUGGCCCGCCCAUGGCGUAUGGGGGUGCAGCGCCCCCUCCUGGAUUUUACCCGCCCAUGUAUGCAGGACCUCCACCUGGAGGUCCAUCUACCAUAGCCUCAGUGCCUCACGUGGUGGUAUUAGCUCCCUUGCAAGAAAACCCUGGACGAACCAUAUGCCCCCACUGUCGGCAGACAGUGGUCACCCACGUAGAGUAUAAGCCAGGCCUGAAGACGUGGGCCAUCUUCGGAAUCCUCGCCUUCUUUGGGUGUUUUCUCUGCUGCUGGAUACCAUUCGUCGUGGACUCCUGCAAAGAUGUGGUGCAUCAUUGUCCAAGCUGCCACACGCAAAUCCGCGUUCAUAAGCGAUGGUAAAGUGCUCCAAACUGGGAACUUGAUGCCGAUCACCAUUCAUUCCCAGCACUGGGUGUAUUUGGUAAAGUAGACGUUGCAAAUAAUAAGGUCGGUAUUCGGGCUAUGAAACGUGUAUUUAGAAUACAAUUGGAAGUGCUACGAUUCUGUCCAAGAAUAAACGUGUGCAGAAAUAAACAGCAAA
Syngnathus typhle (broad-nosed pipefish) is the source of this 757-nucleotide messenger RNA. RefSeq names its product LITAF domain-containing protein-like. The coding region runs from base 178 to 576 and encodes 132 amino acids. Gene Ontology annotation, molecular function: zinc ion binding. The transcript is spliced from 5 exons. The record is from RefSeq and is a predicted model, not a curated record. NCBI's taxonomy places the organism in Eukaryota, Metazoa, Chordata, Actinopteri, Syngnathiformes, Syngnathidae.